GAGAUCCACCACCACCACCACCACAACCAUCCCUACUCCCGCCGCCGCCGCCGCCGCCGCCGCCGCCAUGGUGUCCGACGCCAGCAAGAAGAAGGCGGCGCAGAAGAAGGCCGCCGCCGCCGCCAAGAGGGGCGGCAAGGCCUCCUCCUCUUCCUCCGCCUCCGCCUCCUCCUCCACGGCUGAGAAGUCCGCCAACGGCAUCGCCGCGCUUAAGCUAUCCGAUCGCACCUGCACGGGAGUCCUCGCCUCCCACCCGCUCUCCCGCGAUAUCCAUAUAGAAUCCCUCUCAUUAACAUUUCAUGGUCAUGACCUUAUUGUCGAUUCUGAAUUGGAACUCAACUAUGGGAGGCGGUACGGUUUGCUCGGCUUAAACGGCUGUGGAAAAUCUACUCUGCUCACAGCAAUUGGAUGCAGGGAACUCCCUAUCCCUGAACACAUGGAUAUUUACCAUCUCUCCAGUGAGAUUGAGGCUUCAGACAUGUCUGCGCUACAGGCUGUUAUCUGUUGUGACGAAGAGAGAAUGAAGUUGGAAAAGGAAGCUGAAAUUUUGUCUGCUCAGGAUGAUGGUGGUGGUGAUGCUUUGGAUCGUAUAUAUGAGCGAUUGGAAGCACUAGAUGCAUCUACUGCUGAAAAGCGUGCUGCUGAGAUAUUGUUUGGUUUGGGCUUUAAUAAACAAAUGCAGGCAAAGAAAACCCAGGAUUUUUCUGGUGGUUGGCGUAUGAGGAUUGCUUUGGCAAGAGCAUUGUUCAUGAAUCCAACCAUCCUUUUGCUUGAUGAGCCAACAAACCAUCUUGAUCUUGAGGCCUGUGUCUGGCUGGAAGAGACACUAAAGAAGUUUGAUCGUAUACUUGUUGUCAUAUCACAUUCACAAGAUUUCCUAAAUGGUGUUUGCACUAACAUCAUCCAUAUGCAGAGCAAGAAGCUCAAGUUAUAUUCUGGUAAUUAUGACCAGUAUGUUCAAACUCGUUCUGAGCUUGAGGAGAAUCAAAUGAAGCAGUACAAAUGGGAGCAGGAACAGAUUGCUUCAAUGAAGGAGUACAUUGCACGCUUUGGGCAUGGAUCUGCAAAGCUUGCUCGUCAAGCUCAGAGCAAAGAGAAAACUCUUGCUAAGAUGGAACGAGGUGGGCUAACUGAGAAGGUUGUCAGGGACAAGGUACUGGUUUUCCGCUUUACAGAUGUUGGCAAACUUCCACCGCCAGUGCUGCAGUUUGUUGAAGUAUCAUUUGGGUAUACCCCAGAUAACCUCAUAUACAAGAAUCUCGACUUUGGUGUUGACCUUGACUCUAGAAUUGCAUUGGUUGGCCCGAAUGGUGCGGGCAAGAGCACUCUUCUGAAGCUCAUGACAGGUGACCUAGCUCCAUUAGAUGGUAUGGUCAGGCGCCACAACCACCUGCGAAUUGCACAGUAUCAUCAGCAUCUCGCAGAGAAGCUGGAUCUGGACAUGCCGGCCCUACAGUACAUGAUGAGGGAGUACCCUGGGAAUGAGGAGGAGAAGAUGAGGGCUGCAAUUGGUAAGUUUGGCUUGUCAGGCAAGGCACAGGUGAUGCCAAUGAGGAAUCUCUCCGAUGGGCAGAGGAGUCGGGUCAUCUUUGCAUGGCUGGCUUACAGGCAGCCUCAGCUGCUGCUGCUCGAUGAGCCGACGAACCAUCUGGACAUUGAGACCAUCGAUUCUCUGGCUGAGGCACUGAACGAGUGGGACGGUGGUUUGGUCCUGGUGAGCCAUGACUUCAGGCUGAUCAACCAGGUUGCUCAGGAGAUCUGGGUGUGCGAGAAGCAGGCGGUCACCAGGUGGGAAGGUGAUAUCAUGGACUUCAAGGAGCACUUGAAGAGCAGGGCUGGUCUGUCCGACUAAAAACGCCUGGCCUUCGUUUUUAUCUUCCCUCUUGGCAGCUCUUUGGAGAUUUCUUAUAGCCAUACCAAGUUUUGUCAUGUAUCUCGAGUCUAAUUUGUUUGUAGUAGCCGACUAUCUUAAUGAUCCUUAUUUCACUGAGAAAAAUGAUUAUUCGUAGUAGCGAAUGGUCAGUAUUGCACUGAGAAAAAGUUAUAAGAGAUGCUAUUUUUCUCCC
This is a messenger RNA of Oryza brachyantha (malo sina), 2066 nucleotides long. Its product is annotated as ABC transporter F family member 1. Lineage: Eukaryota; Viridiplantae; Streptophyta; Magnoliopsida; Poales; Poaceae. The transcript has 5 exons. Gene Ontology annotation, molecular function: ATP binding; ATP hydrolysis activity. The coding region runs from base 68 to 1852 and encodes 594 amino acids. The record is from RefSeq and is a predicted model, not a curated record.